GCGUCAUGGAUGAAAAACUCAUAUUGAGUCCUCGGGAUGAAUCUAUGAUAACAAUAGGGGUGGUUUAGAGGUCUGUUGAACCACCACUUGAAUCGAAAAUUGAAGACUACCGUCAGCUGACAUAUUUUGAAAUUAAUUCAUACUCUCUAACCACUGUAAUUGAAAUAUCAACAUGACAGCACAAGUCGUUCCCAGAUUUCAGGGCUGGUUGGGGAAGUCCCCGGACUCUGUCAAUGGAAAAAUGGAAUGGGGCGAGUAUGAGCCUAAGAAAUGGACAGAAGAUGAUGUAGACAUAGAAAUCUCACAUUGUGGUAUAUGCGGUUCUGAUAUACAUGUACUGAGGUCUGGUUGGAGUCCAACACCAUACCCUUGUGUUGUGGGUCAUGAGAUCGUUGGUAAGGCAGUACGUGUGGGGAAGAAUGUCAAAGGUAUCAAGACUGGCGACCGCGUUGGAGUGGGAGCGCAAGCUCGAACUUGUUUGAAGAAGAGCUGCCCUGACUGCGGUAGUGGCAAUGAGUCUUAUUGCCAUAAUGAGAUGGUGGGUACCUAUGGCGGUAUCUACCCCAACAACGAAGGAAAGAGUUACGGUGGUUAUGGAGAUUACAAUCGUACGAAUAACAAUUGGGUCUUCCCUAUACCGGAUGGUCUGGAUUCAGCUACUGCAGCGCCGAUGUUAUGUGGAGGCAUCACUGUCUACUCGCCCCUGAAGCAGAAUGGUUGUGGGCCAGGUAAGAGUGUGGGUAUUGUCGGCGUUGGUGGACUAGGUCACUUUGGUGUGCUUUUUGCUAAGGCAUUGGGGGUCGACAAGGUUGUUGGAAUCUCGAGGAAGUCGGACAAGAGAGACGAUGUACUGAAGUUGGGUGCCGAUGAGUACAUCGCUACGGACGAGGACAGGGACUGGCAUGCUAAACAUGCACUGUCGCUGGAUCUGAUUAUUUGCACUGUGUCUAGCGAGAAGAUGCCCCUGAAUAACUACCUUUCUCUCCUUAAAACGAAAGGAACCUUCAUUCAAGUCGGCGCUCCCGACGGAGGCAGCCUACCGGCCGUUAAUGCAUUUACGUUGAUCAGGAAUGGCAUCAAAGUGGGUGGUAGUGCGACCGGCGCGCCUUGGGAAAUCCGAGAGAUGCUCCAACUCGCAGCGGACAAGAAAAUCAAAUCUUGGAUUCAGGAACGGCCCUUAGAAGAAGCUAACCAGGCUAUUGUUGAUAUGGAGAAUGGAAAGGCUCGGUACCGAUACGUGCUGGUCAACGAAAACUACGGUAAACACUAGAAGAAGGUUGGUGUGUAGGAUAAUCAAAUGUACUCUUAAUAAAAUUCCGAAUGGGAAAGAAUAUUUUCGACAUGGGUUUGCUGCGAGGCGACGGAUUUGGCCAGGUUUUGGCCAUAGCUUAAGGCGAAUUUUUCCGUGGGGACUGCUCAUUAGCGAGUACCAGAUCUACCAGCUAUUAGGGCUCUGAUCGUACUCCGUCAUCCUUACAGAGACGAUCGGCCGGGGCUUACGACUGGGGUAGUCGGCAGGGAGGGAUGGUAGAGACAAGGGGUUAGAUAAGCUAAUCAUUAUGUGGGUGUCCGAUUGUUGACGAAGUGACCAGUCGCAUAUUACGCGCCCUAAAUUGAAAUUGAUUCUUUGAAUUUGCAGAUAUAGCUGAACACAUAGUA
Molecule: messenger RNA, 1659 nt
Organism: Hypoxylon trugodes
Lineage: Eukaryota; Fungi; Ascomycota; Sordariomycetes; Xylariales; Hypoxylaceae
Product: NADP-dependent alcohol dehydrogenase C
Exons: 4
Coding region: 173-1270 (365 amino acids)
Biological process (GO): alcohol metabolic process
Molecular function (GO): zinc ion binding; alcohol dehydrogenase (NADP+) activity
Source: RefSeq, a predicted model, not a curated record